AAAUAGAUAAUUUGACACAAGAAAAUUAUAAAAAUGCUGCAGGCUGUGCUUCUAGUAUUGUGUAUGAGUCUACCCUUUGGACUGUCAAUUCAUUGUUUUGAAUGUAAUUCAGCAGAUGAUUUCCCUUGCUCGGAAUUCUGGGAAGUGAAUGAAGUUGCUUCACAAUAUCUGACAGAUUGUAGUCAUGUAUUUGAGGCUGGUUACUGUGUGAAGAUGACCGGAGUAUUUGACGGAAAACUCGGAACAAAAAGAUUUUGUUCAUCACGUGAUUGGGGGAAUUAUUGUGAAUAUAUUCAGCGACCAGGAGAUAUUCAGGAGUACCGUAGCUGUAUCUAUACCUGUGGGAUGAAUGGGUGUAAUAAUGGAAAUUUUCUCCGCCCUGUUCUUUUGCUCUUCAUUCUUCCUUUCUUCUCUGUCCUACGCAACCUGUUCAAAUCCUCAUAAUUCUUCUUUUCUUCUCCGUCCUACGCAUCCUGUUCUAAUCCUCAUAAUUAUUCCUUUCUUCUCCGUCCUACGCAUCCUGUUCUAAUCCUCAUAAUUAUUCCUUUCUUCUCCGUCCUACGUAUCCUGUUCUAAUCCUCAUAAUUCUUCCUUUCUUCUCCGUCCUACGUAUCCUGUUCUAAUCCUCAUAAUUCUUCCUUUCUUCUUCUUCCUACGUAUCCUGUUCUAAUCCUCAUAAUUCUUCCUUUCUUCUCCGUCCUAUGUAUCCUGUUCUAAUCCUCAUUAUUCUUCCUUUCUUCUCCGUCCUACGUAUCCUGUUCUAAUCUUCAUAAUUCUUCCUUUCUUCUCCGUCCUACGUAUCCUUUCUAAUCCUCAUAAUUAUUCCUUUCUUCUCCGUCCUACGCAUCCUGUUCUAAUCCUCAUAAUUCUUCCUUUCUUCUCUGUCCUACGUAUCCUGUUCUAAUCUUCAUAAUUCUUCCUUUCUUCUCCGUCCUACGUAUCCUGUUAUAAUCUUCAUAAUUCUUCCUUUCUUCUCCGUCCUACGUAUACUGUUCUAAUCUUCAUAAUUCUUCCAUUCAUCUUGUAUCCUGUUCUAAUCUUCAGAAUUCUUCCUUUCUUCUCCGUCCUCAUAAUCCAGUUCCAGUCGUACACAUCCUUUCUUUCUUUCCGUCCUACUUUCCUGUUCUACUGAAUUGUUCUGAAACAUCUAAUAUAACUUUACUUUUUUCUUCAUUAUUCAAAAUUGUUCAAUUAGUCAAUAAUUAUUUUGACUAUUCUUUUCCACAAUAUUUGGAAGAGUUUAACUUCUUAUUCUUCAAAUGUAUAAGAAAAUGCCAAAUAUUGAAUUAUGACCUGUAUGCGAGGCAUUUUUACUUUUUUAUCUUAAAGGUACCGUUGAUAUAAAAUUUCAUGUGAAAAUUAAAUGAAAGAUUUACAUGCCCUUCAAACAGUAAAUUAAAAAAUGAUAUAGAUUGUAUGUAUUUAACUAUAUUAUGACCAGUGUACUACUUUAUGUAAUCUUUGAUUUAUUAUACUACUUUAAUAUUGUAAUGAAAAUCAAAACUCAAUUAUGUACAAAAUUAUUUUAAUAUACGUGCAUAAAGUGUUAA
Eurytemora carolleeae is the source of this 1550-nucleotide messenger RNA. RefSeq lists its product as uncharacterized. The record is from RefSeq and is a predicted model, not a curated record. Gene Ontology annotation, biological process: sleep; regulation of synaptic transmission, cholinergic; positive regulation of voltage-gated potassium channel activity. The transcript has 6 exons. NCBI's taxonomy places the organism in Eukaryota, Metazoa, Arthropoda, Copepoda, Calanoida, Temoridae. The coding region runs from base 34 to 444 and encodes 136 amino acids.